Artibeus jamaicensis (Jamaican fruit-eating bat) is the source of this 3185-nucleotide messenger RNA. It is a transcript of the gene AMACR, whose product is annotated as alpha-methylacyl-CoA racemase. The coding region runs from base 77 to 1225 and encodes 382 amino acids. Gene Ontology annotation, molecular function: alpha-methylacyl-CoA racemase activity. The record is from RefSeq and is a predicted model, not a curated record. The transcript is spliced from 5 exons. Gene Ontology annotation, cellular component: mitochondrion. Gene Ontology annotation, biological process: bile acid metabolic process. NCBI's taxonomy places the organism in Eukaryota, Metazoa, Chordata, Mammalia, Chiroptera, Phyllostomidae.
CCGAGGAGGGAAGGGGUGCGCGCUCCCGGCCUGGCGCGUCCGCGUCCCCUUCCUUUUGACAACUGCCUGGGCUACCAUGGCGCUGCGGGGUGUCUACGUGGUGGAGCUGGCGGGCCUGGCCCCAGGCCCAUUCUGCGGUAUGGUCCUGGCGGACUUCGGGGCGCAGGUGGUGCGUGUGGACCGGCCCGGCGCCCCCAGCGACGUGGCCCACUUGUCCCGCGGAAAGCGCUCGCUGGCCGUGGACCUGAAGCAGCCGCGGGGAGUGGCCGUGGUGCGGCGCCUGUGCGCCCGGGCGGACGUGGUGCUGGAGCCCUUCCGCCACGGUGUCAUGGAGAAACUCCAGCUCGGCCCAGAGAUUCUGCGGAAGGAGAACCCAAAGCUCAUCUAUGCCAGGCUGACUGGGUUUGGCCAGUCAGGACGGCUCUCCAAGGUAGCAGGCCAUGACAUCAACUUUUUGGCUUUGUCGGGUGUUCUGUCAAAACUGGGCAGAAGUGGUGAGAACCCGUAUGCUCCACUGAACCUCCUGGCCGACUUCGGGGGCGGCGGCCUCAUGUGUGCCCUGGGCAUCGUGAUGGCUCUUUUUGAACGCACACGCUCGGGCAAAGGGCAGGUCAUCGAUGCGAGCAUGGUGGAAGGAGCAGCAUAUCUCAGUUCUUUCCUGUGGAAGACCAGUAAAACAGGACUGUGGCAGCAACCCCGAGGAGAGAACAUUCUAGACGGCGGAGCACCCUUCUAUGGGACUUACCGGACGGCGGAUGGGGGGUUCAUGGCUGUCGGAGCCAUAGAGCCCCAGUUCUAUGAGCUGCUGAUCAAAGGACUUGGGCUAAAGUCUGAUGAACUUCCUAAUCAGAUGAGCAUGACUGAUUGGCCAGAAAUGAAGAGGAAAUUUGCAGAUAUAUUUGCAAAGAAGACAAAGGCAGAGUGGUGUCAGAUCUUCGAUGGUACCGACGCGUGCGUGACUCCGGUUCUGACCUGUGAAGAGGCUCCCCAUCUGGACCAUAACCAGGAGCGGGGCUCCUUUAUCGCUGAUGUGGAGCAGGGUGUGAGUCCCCGCCCCGCACCUGUGCUGUCGCACACCCCAGCCACCCCUUCUUUGGGAAGGGGUCCUUUGGUGGGAGAACAUACUGAAGAGAUACUUACAGAAUUUGGGUUCAGCCAGGAAGAGAUGGAUCAGCUCUACUCAGAUAAAAUUAUCCAAAGCAGUAAGCCGAGAGCUAAUCUGUAAAGCCCAGGCCCCUCAGCUCAGUGAGUUUGAGUAUCGCAUUUACAGUGUGGAAGGAUUCAUGCAGUGUAUGCAUGGAAACAAGGAAGAGCAGAAUCACAGAAUUCUGACUCUCCUAAUCCAGAAACAAGAAAUAAGAAACCAAUAACAAUCACUCAGCUUCCGAAAAUGGUUAACAUUAGGGCUUUUGAUUUAGGAGUGUUUUUAGUUUACCUAUACUAAAUUGCAGCAAUUUUUCUAUCUUCCAUUUGCUUGAGAUUAUAUUUGUUGAUAUUAAAAAAUACUCAGAUACUUAUAAUAUAGUUUAAAUGAAUUAAUAUAAUGCUAUUUAUUAAAUAAAGCUUCCCCUACCCAAGGUUUACUUGUGAGCUUUUAAGUCUGAAAAGCUUUUGAGAAAGUCCUGAAAGUAGCAGUUAGAUAGUAUUUUGUGACUCGUUGAAAUAUUUUUGGCUCUCCUGUUUACCAAAAUGAAGGACCUUAGGUAGAAAAGCCUGAUCCUUUUAAUUUGACCAAGGAAAUUUCUCAGCCAGUGUCUCUGAAUUAGAAGUUUAGUGUUGGGGGCUCCACCCGCAGGGCCCCUCCAGCCCCCAUGGAUGAGAGUCUACCAAGACAUGAUCUGCUUGGGGAGGAAGGGUGACGGAUCUCUUAAAGGAGAAGGGCCAAGAGCCUUUGCCUCGGAGGGCUUUUACUGGGUUCAUUUUUCACAGGAAUACAGGUAAAGCUCAUCAAUCAUUGUCAGGCAGUAAGGAUCAAACAAUAGAUGACACACUUGCUUGGACCCUUAUUCAAUUGAGAACAUUCUAAACAAAGCAGGUUUCACAGGAUUUUACAUAUUCUAACUCGCCCUUUCCAGCACAGGGCUGUACCCACCACCAGCAUUGUUUCAGGCUUAAGUCAGGCAGGGGCAGUAAGGCAGCCAAGAGAUUAGGAGACUUCUUGCAGACAGAAUGAACACUCAGGCUAUGUCAUAGCUGAGGGGCGAGGGUCCAUCACCCCCUUUUGCUAUAGUCCCCCAAGUCCUUCCCCGGGGCCUCCACAUGAUCAUGCCUGUCUUAGGUCGUUCCCCCCUUGGGGAAUCUUACUCGUCAUUGGCUAACCAACCAAGCAUUGGGGGCUAAUUAUGGAUGAAGAAAAAGGAGCAGAAGCGGCACUCCUGCCAGGGAGAUAAGCCUCAUCUCCUUAGUGGCUUACAGUCUGAAGGUUGCGUUCUCAACCUUAGCCAUGGGGGGAUUACAGCUUCUGAAACCAGGCAGGGGGGUUCCCAAAAGUUUAGAAAAUGCCCCUGAAACUUCCUGCAGAUAACUCCCACCUCUCGAACAGAGCCCUCUGUAUAGAGAGCCCGAUUCCUCUGUGCAGCUGUUGGUUAGCGUCACCCAGGUGUGCUUCGUGUCCCGUGAACUGCGCCGUCAUCCACUCAAUAGGCCUCGUACACUCUUCCUACAGUUUCCAGUUUCCAUUCCCCUCCUGUCUCCCUCUGCCCCCAGCAGGCCCUCGGCUUACACCUCACUUCACUUAGGCCGCUGGCCCAAUGUCACCUUAUGGGGAGUCCUUUCCUGACCCCGGUCUGAAAUAGCAGCCACCUUAUCACUUGCUGUCACCAGUUUUACUUCUCUUCACACCGCAUAUCACCACUGACACACUAACCGCAGCCCUCAUCCCCUGUGAACCGACGCGUGCCAGAGUGUGGAAGCUGUGUAACGGACUCUAGGCUUCGCCGCUCAAUCCCCAGUUCCCAGAGUUGUGCCAAGCCCUUAGUGAACAAUGCGUGAAUUCAAAGGAAUGGAACUCAGCAGUGAUGCUUUCUCGGUUCCACCUCCCGAGCUGAGUUUUUUUCAGUGAUUAUGUUUUAUCACUGUCACUUAGAAGUGCCUGUGCGUGGUGAUAUUAAAAAGCUGGCUGGAGUUUGGUUGACUUGCAUUAUAUUUAAAUUUUCUGUAGAUGCAUUAAAUGAACAAGGUGCAGA